Molecule: messenger RNA, 2219 nt
Organism: Misgurnus anguillicaudatus (oriental weatherfish)
Lineage: Eukaryota; Metazoa; Chordata; Actinopteri; Cypriniformes; Cobitidae
Product: E3 ubiquitin-protein ligase TRIM39
Molecular function (GO): zinc ion binding; protein binding
Source: RefSeq, a predicted model, not a curated record
GAGGGUGGAGCCAUUCAAAAUGAAACUAAAAGCGAACUUGUUUAAAGUUACCCUACGGUUGCUCUUCUGUGUGCUAGCAUGCAUAUUAACUUUUCACUAAUUUGACAGAGAAAGUGAGCAGGUAUGAACAGCUAGAUUUACGUUUGGCAGAGACUUUUAUUUAAAGCAGCUGCUGUACAGUGCAUCCAAAGUGUACAUUUAUCAGUGUGAUUGUUUUCUGGGACGGCUGAUGUGACAGAAGGAACAGGCCUAUUUCAGGCCUACAGUGAGUAGUUCCUUAUAAGGUUUCCACUUCUCUCUUCACCGAGUUAACCAGAGAUAUGGCUUCCUCCAGCAGUGCUUUGUCUGAAGAGCAGAUUCAAUGCUCCAUCUGUCUAGAUGUGUUCACCGACCCAGUAUCCACUCCAUGUGGACACAACUUCUGCAGGGAUUGCCUUAAGAAAUGCUGGGACUGCUCUCAACAUUACACUUGUCCAAUGUGCAAAGAGACUUUUAAAAAGCGACCCGAGCUCAGAAUCAACACAACCUUCAAAGAGAUUGUGGGUCACUUACAGAAGCGGUAUGUUGAGGAAGAGUACACCGUGUACUGUGACGUCUGUACUGGGAAGCACAGAAGAGCACUCAAGUCCUGUCUGAACUGUGAAACGUCAUUUUGCGAGACUCAUCUUGAGCCCCACAAAAUCGCACCAAAAAUGAGGGAGCACACACUCAUCGACCCUGUGGAGAACUUUGAGGAUUACGUAUGUGAGAUUCAUAAGAAACCUUUGGAUGUGUUCUGCAGAGAUGAUCAGAAGUGCGUGUGUCAUUUCUGCGCACAGGGAGAUCACAAGAGUCAUGAAGUUGUUCCUCUGGAAGAGGAAAGUGAAGGGAAAAGGGCUGAGAUCAGGAAAACUCAAGCAAAUAUCCAUCGAAUGAUUAAUGACACACUGAAGAAAACUGAAGAGCUCAAUUUUUUGAUGGAGCACAAGAAUAGAAAGACAGAGAAAGAGAAGGCAGAAAUUGCUGAGCUCUUCACUUCAUUGGAGCACUCGAUUGGGAGAAGCAAGAAGGAGUUUCUUGAAGUGAUUGAGGAGGACAGGAGAACAGCAGAAGGGCAGACUAAAGCUCUAACUGAAGAGCUGGAGAAGGAAAUAAAAGAAUUAAAGUCAAGAGAUGCAGAGCUGGAGCAGAUCUUACAUGCUGAUGAUCAUCACCACAUACUACAGGCCCCGUGUAGACCUCCACAGCACAAAACCCGGCCUGUUUUGACCUGUAACACACACCUGAGUACAGAGACCUUGAAAAAAACACUGUCUCAGUUUCAGGAAUCAUUCCAUAAAGAAAUGGAAGAGCUUCCAAUGAUAAAACUUCAAAGAAUUCGGAAAUAUGCAGUGGAUGUAAGGUUAAACCCCAUGACAGCACAUCCGAAUAUAAUUUUGUCAGGAGACAGGAAGCAAGUGCGGUGCGGAGGAGAAGAGCGAAACGUUCCAGACAACGAGGAAAGAUUCAAUCUACGUGUUAGUGUGCUUGGAGAGGAGGGAUUCUUCACAGGGAAAUUUUACUUUGAGGUGCAAGUGAUGGGAAAAACAGACUGGGAUAUAGGGGUGGCUAAAGAGUCUGUUAAAAGGAAAGGACUCAUAACAUUGGACCCAAAGAAUGGAUAUUGGAUUUUAUGGCAUAGGAAUGGGAAUGAGUAUUGUGUUAGUGAUAAUCUCCCUGUUCUUGCUCUGAAAGCCAAGCCUCAGAAGGUUGGAGUAUUUGUGGAUUAUGAAGGAGGUGUAGUGUCCUUUUAUGAUGUGGAUGCCAGAUCUCACAUUUACUCUUUCACCGACCAGACCUUCACAGAGAAACUCUACCCGUAUGCUUGUCCAUGUUUACAUCUUUUGGGUAAAAAUGCAGCCCCACUCGUCUUCACUCUUGUUAAACGUUACGAAUGAAUGGAAAUGGAUUAACUUCAUUUAGGUGUGAGUGCUGAGAAUCAACUGAAGUAUCUGAAUGUAUGUAAAUAAAUGAAAUGUGCACACAAGUGGAAGUUUAAAAAAAUACAAAGAGGGUUAUAAAAACAUUGCAUUAUUUAUUGUUAAUAUUGUAUUUGUGAUAACUAUUUCAAUGUACAACGUAAUUAUAACGGUAUAUUUCCUGAUAACUUGUAGUAUUGUGGGCACGUUCACGUUGUCUAGUACCGCCCCCUGGUGCUCAAAGGCGAGCAGACAGAAAUAAAAUAUUUAAAUUUUUAACAA